Messenger RNA from Brassica oleracea var. oleracea, 2272 nucleotides. RefSeq names its product pentatricopeptide repeat-containing protein At1g12300, mitochondrial-like. NCBI's taxonomy places the organism in Eukaryota, Viridiplantae, Streptophyta, Magnoliopsida, Brassicales, Brassicaceae. The coding region runs from base 256 to 2121 and encodes 621 amino acids. The record is from RefSeq and is a predicted model, not a curated record. The transcript has a single exon. Gene Ontology annotation, molecular function: protein binding.
UAGAGAUUCUCCCGAAGAAGGAAGAAAGAGUGAAACCUCUCAAAUAACAACACACUUCCCUUGUCUUCGUCGUCGUGUUCUUGGCCGGGAUCUACAAAGUUAACGAUGGAAUGUUUCUGCUGUAGAUGAAAUUCGUUUGGUGGUGAAGAUGUAUUUGUGGUGAAAGGCGAAGAAUCAUCAAAGCCAGUGAAGACGGGAGUGUAGUUGUUCUUCUUCUUCUAGGGGUUUUCCAGAUUUGAAGAAAAAAAACAAACAAUGUUGUGUCGGAGAUUGGUGCUUGUGUCUCGUAUCCUCUCGAGUCCUUCAGGAGGUACUCUUACAACUCCUUUGCUCUCUGGUGGCAGCAGCGAUAGAAAGAUGUCUUCUUCUUCUUACAAAGAGAGACUGAGAAGUGGGAUUAUUGGUAUCAAGAAGGAUGAUGCUGUUACUCUGUUCCAAUCUAUGAUUCAGUCUCGUCCUCUGCCUACCGUCGUUGAUUUCAGUAGAUUGUUUAGUGGCAUUGCGAGAACAAAACAGUAUGAUCUAGUGUUGUCUCUCUGCAACCAAAUGGAAUUGCAAGGGAUCGCACAUAACAACUACACACUCUGCAUUAUGAUCAAUUGCUUCUGCAGGCGUCAUAAUCUCGGUUUUGCUUUUUCUGUGAUGGGAAAGAUGUUGAAGCUUGGGUAUGAGCCCAACACAAUCACAUUCUCUACUCUGAUUAACGGAUUGUGUCUUGAGGGUAGAGUCUCUGAAGCUGUGGAGUUAGUUGAUCAUAUGGUAGAUAUGAAGGUUAUUCCAAAUCUCAUCAUACUUAACACUAUUGUCAAUGGGCUUUGUCUCCAAGAUAGACUCUCUGAAGCAAUGUCUUUGAUAGAUCGAAUGUUGGCUAAUGGGUGCCAACCCGACGCAGUUACAUAUGGUCCGGUUUUGAACAGAAUGUGUAAGUCAGGGAACACUGCCUCGGCCUUGGAUCUCCUCGGAAAGAUGGAACUUAGAAAGAUCAAGCCUCAAGUAGUCACAUACAAUAUCAUCAUUGACAGUCUUUGCAAGGAUGGGAGCCUCGAAGAUGCACUCUGCCUUUUCAAUGAAAUGGAAACCAAAGGAAUCAAAGCAAAUGUCAUUACCUACACCUCUCUCAUAGGAGGCUUUUGUAGUGCCGGAAGAUGGGAUGAUGGUGCACAGUUGCUGAGGGAUAUGAUUACAAGGGGAGUCACCCCUAACGUUGUCACUUUCAAUGCUUUGAUUGAUAGUUUUGUGAAAGAAGGACAGCUUACCGAGGCUAAAAAAUUGUACAAUGAGAUGAUCACAAGAGGCACAGAUCCAAAUAUCAUUACAUAUAACUCUUUGAUAUAUGGGAUGUGCAUGGACAACUGCCUAGAUGAGGCCAACCAGAUGCUGGAUAUGAUGGUUAGCAAGGGAUUCUAUCCUGAUAUUGUGACGUUUAAUAUCCUUAUCAACGGAUACUGUAAGGCUAAACAGGUCGAUGAAGGUACGAGACUUUUCCGCAAUAUGUGUUUAAGAGGAGUGGUUGCUGAUACAGUCACUUAUAACACUCUCAUCCAAGGGUUUUGUCAAUCGGGAAAACUUAAUGUUGCCAAAGAACUCUUCCAGGAGAUGGUCUUUGUUGGUGUGCCACCCAGUGUUGUGACUUAUAGUAUUUUGCUGGAUGGGUUGUGUGACAAUGGGGAACUAGAAAAGGCUUUGGAAAUACUUGAUCAAAUGCUCAAGAGUAAGAUGGAACUUGACAUUGGUAUAUAUAGUAUCAUCAUUCACGGGAUGUGCAAUGCUAGUAAGAUCGAUGAUGCUUGGGAUCUAUUCUGUAGCCUCCCUCUCAAAGGAGUGAAGCCUGAAGUCAGAACAUAUAAUAUAAUGAUUGGAGGAUUAUGUAAGAAAGGCUCGCUGCCUGAAGCGGUCUUGUUGUUUAGAAAGAUGGGAGAGGAUGGGGUUGCGCCAAGCAGUGGUACAUACAACACACUAAUACGAGCUCAUCUCAGAGGUGGUGACUUAACAAAAUCAGCUGAACUUAUCGAAGAAAUGAAGAGGUGUGGGUUCUCUGCAGAUGCUUCAACCAUAAAGAUUGUUAUGAAUAUGUUAUUGGAUGGUAGAAUGAAGAAAAGCUUUCUGGAUAUGCUUUCUUAGAGUGGUGGAUCUUAGUUGCUAGAGACAGAAGUCCUGGUUAGUGUUUUGAUGAUGUGUAUUUGGGCGUAUUAGUUGAAACAAAGCUUGAUUGAUGCCUUCACUCAUGUUCUUGUUUUUUAUCGCUUUAUUUCUUCAUGUGUUUAGAGCUACA